AUACUUUAUGGGAUCUUGCUAUAGCUGAGGUGGAGAAGAGAGAAGACCCUGAUGAGGACAGCAAGCAUGUGGAAGCUUGGGAAAAAUCAAUAUUAUUUAUGGGAAACAAAAAUGGGGGAAAGACCACUAUUAUACUGAGGUGUCUUGAGAGGGAAGAAAUCCCAAAGCCAACAUUAGCCUUGGAAUACACUUUUGGAAGAAGGGCAAGGAGACACAAUACACCUAAAGAUAUAGCUCAUUUUUGGGAACUGGGUGGUGGAACCUCAUUACUGGAACUGAUUCGAAUACCAAUCACUAGUAACAACAUAACAUCAUUUGCUGUAGUUCUUGUAUUGGAUUUGUCCAAACCUAAUGAACUCUGGACUACUAUGGAGAAACUUCUGCAGGUCACCAGGAACCACGUGAACAAAAUUUUAACCAAACUGCAAAAGACAAGUCCUGAAGUAGCUACUGAAAUUAAACAGAGGAUGUGGAACAAUCUGCACAGGGAUCAUCCAGAUUAUGAGUUAGUUGACCCUUUUCCAAUACCCUUGGUGAUAAUUGGAAGCAAAUAUGAUAUUUUUAAUGAGUUUGACUCUGAAAUGAGGAAAAUAAUAAGCAAGACACUUCGAUUUGUUUCACAUUAUUAUGGAGCAUCAUUAGUGUUUACCAGUAAAUCUGAGGCUCUCCUGCUGAAAGCCCGUGUUCUUAUUAAUCACUUGGCAUUUGGAUAUGACAAAAGUAAGUCUGUAUCAGUGGAUCACAGCAAACCUCUGUUUAUACCAGCAGGCCUGGAUUCGCUGAGCCAAAUAGGACCACCACCUGCCUCUGACAGUGAUAUUGGAAAGAUGCGUGCAAACACACCGUUGGAACUGUGGAAAAAAGUAUUUGAGAAAACAUUUCCUCCCAAGAGUUUCUGCGAUUUACAAGAUGCCAAGGACCCUGCACAGGAUUCACGAUAUGCUGAGUAUGAAGUUGAUGUCAUGAGAGCUCAGAAAAACCAGGAGCUUGAACAAUACAAAAGAAAUGCCUCUAAAUCCUGGAAGGAAAUGGAUUUUGACCCUGAUUGAUGAACUGCUAUAGAUGUCUUCAGUUUAACAUUUACAAAAUUAUUUAAUCAUUUUAACAUUAUACUAAGAAUUUAAUCUGAUGGAGUUGAAAAUACACAAUAUCAAACUACAAAAUUAAUAUUUAUUAAGUAGUCCUGUUAUUAUUUUUAAUAAAAAUAGCUGGUUUAUUUGUUCAGUCCAAAUUUAAGUAUAUCUUGGUACUUACACAAAGUUUUAAAAAGCGGGGAAAAAGAAAAUCUAGAUUAUUCACAGAUGGUUUUGAAUAUGAAGGCUGGCAUUAGUCAGUUCUAC
Messenger RNA from Pterocles gutturalis (yellow-throated sandgrouse), 1340 nucleotides. RefSeq names its product dynein, cytoplasmic 2, light intermediate chain 1 (gene DYNC2LI1). NCBI's taxonomy places the organism in Eukaryota, Metazoa, Chordata, Aves, Pterocliformes, Pteroclidae. The transcript is spliced from 12 exons. Gene Ontology annotation, molecular function: dynein heavy chain binding. The record is from RefSeq and is a predicted model, not a curated record. Gene Ontology annotation, cellular component: ciliary basal body; cytoplasmic dynein complex; axoneme. Gene Ontology annotation, biological process: intraciliary retrograde transport; intraciliary transport involved in cilium assembly. Bases 99 to 1049 code for a protein of 316 amino acids.